AGGCGGAGCGGCCAAUCAGCGCGGCGGGGACGGGGGGCGGGCUCGCGGCGACGGUUGGUUGCCGGAGCAACCGGGCGGCGGCGGCCAUGAGCGCCAUCAAGGUGUAUUACAGCAGCGUGACGGGCUCCAGGCAGGUGCGGCAGCGGCAGGCCGAGGUCAGGCGGAUCUUGGACGUGAACCGGCUGCAGUACGAGCUGAUCGACGUGUCCGUCAGCGAGGGGCGGCUGCGGGAGAUGCGCGAGAAGGCGGGCGACCCCCAGGCCAUGCCGCCGCAGAUAUUCAACGGCGACGAGUACUGCGGAGAUUUUGAGAUGCUUUACCAAGCAACUGAAAAUGAAGAAGUCUCCAAGUUCCUGAAGAUGACCUCAAUAGACAAGCCUGUACGAGAAGAAAUUACUGUCUAAAGGACUGAUUUUCGCAUUUGGUAGUUCAUGAAUGGGACAUACUAAAUGUGUGUAUUUUGUUAGCUACUCAGAAUAAACAUCCAGGAGUUCAUGAUAAUACAAUGCUUCUAUUUUCUGCAGUAAAACAGCAAUCUCUGCUUCAUCAUCUUA
Messenger RNA from Rhea pennata, 554 nucleotides. RefSeq names its product SH3 domain-binding glutamic acid-rich-like protein 3. The coding region runs from base 87 to 404 and encodes 105 amino acids. Gene Ontology annotation, cellular component: cytoplasm. Lineage: Eukaryota; Metazoa; Chordata; Aves; Rheiformes; Rheidae. The transcript is spliced from 3 exons. The record is from RefSeq and is a predicted model, not a curated record.